This is a messenger RNA of Mizuhopecten yessoensis (Yesso scallop), 2596 nucleotides long. RefSeq names its product pyridine nucleotide-disulfide oxidoreductase domain-containing protein 1-like. Gene Ontology annotation, molecular function: oxidoreductase activity; flavin adenine dinucleotide binding. The record is from RefSeq and is a predicted model, not a curated record. NCBI's taxonomy places the organism in Eukaryota, Metazoa, Mollusca, Bivalvia, Pectinida, Pectinidae. The coding region runs from base 161 to 1636 and encodes 491 amino acids. The transcript has 14 exons.
CAAAAUGGCUGCGCCCAUGUGUGAACAUUUCGGUGCAAGCAGAAAUACAUGUUUAGAUGUAUUUGGAGUGAUUUAGGAAUAAUGAAUAUUCUCUUCCUUCAAAACAAGCCAGUUAACAAUAUUGCUAAAGUGUGCCUAAAAGGAAUUUAACUGACAUUUAAUGAUGGCUGAAAAAAUGAACGACACAUUCCAGUUCGCAAUCAUCGGUGGUGGGAUAGCCGGAGUCAGCUGUGCAGAAAUGCUGUCCUCCCUGUGUCCCGAGGUCGACAUUCUCCUGGUGACAGCCUCCCCACUCAUCAAGGCCAUCGCUAACUAUAAAAAGAUAUCUAAAACCUUAGAAGAAUUUGAUGUUGAAGAACGACCUUGGAUGUCGAUGCAACAAGACUGUCCCAAUGUAAAAGUCAUUCAGACAGAGGUCACAUCACUUGUCGCUGAAGCACAUACCAUGACAGUGCGAGAUGGACAGACAUAUAAUUACAAACAAAUUUGUAUUUGUUCUGGUGGCCUACCAAAGGUUAUUGCCAAAGACCACCAGUAUGUUUUGGGUAUCAGAGAUACACAGAGUGUCAAGGAGUUUCAGAAACAUCUGCACCACGCCCGCAGGAUAUUAGUGAUAGGGAAUGGAGGAAUCGCAACAGAACUUGUGUAUGAGGUUCAGGGUUGUGAGGUGAUUUGGGCCAUCAAGGAUAAAUCUAUAUCCAGUGCCUUUGUGGACGCUGGAGCAGCCCAGUUCUUCUUACCCAAACUUAACGCGGACAAGGAGGAGGGAAACAAACCCUCAAAGCGUCACGAAUAUACCACUGAAGAUGACAUCCUUCCAGAAGACCUAAAAGAGCAAACACUUGGGGGUGCCCUUGGUCCCGAUUGGUCAGAAAAUCUGAAAAUGACUGGUCAACAAGAGAUAUCACAUCAAGUUCAUGUGGAGUACAGGGUAGAGGUGAAGGUCAUUUACACUGCUGAGGAGUUUGUUGCCACGGAGAUGACUGAGUCUACCCUUCCGGGCUUUAUACAGGACAAGUGGCCAGUCUACGUGGAACUGACCAAUGGCCAACUGUAUGGCUGUGACUUUGUGGUCAGUGCAACAGGUGUGGUUCCUAACACGCAUCCCUUCACCAAAAAUAACCAGUUUUCCAUAUCAGCAGAUGGUGGAUUGUUGAUCAACGAAAAGAUGGAGACAUCAGUUGUUGACGUUUAUGCAGCUGGGGAUGUCUGUAGUGCAAAUUGGACGCACUCCCCACAUUGGAUGCAGAUGCGACUGUGGACCCAGGCUAGACAGAUGGGUGCGUACACGGCUCAAUGUAUGGUGGCCAAGGUCAGGAAUGAGGUUGUCUCCCUUGAUUUCUGCUUCGAGAUGUUUGCACAUGUGACAAAGUUCUUUGGCUUCAAGGUAAUUUUGUUGGGAAAAUUCAAUGCUCAAGGUUUAGAGGGUGACCAUGAACUCCUAUUAAGGAUGACCAAAGGUAAGGAAUACAUCAAGGUGGUACUUAGGAAUGGCACUAUGCAGGGAGCCGUUCUCAUAGGAGAGACAGAACUGGAGGAGACAUUUGAAAAUCUAAUUCUCAACCAGAUAGACUUGACACCCUUCAAGGACGAUCUCCUUGAUCCUAACAUUGACCUUGAGGAUUUUUUUGACUGACAGCUACUCUUAGAAACACUAGGACUGCUAACGGGAAAAAUAGACAACCCUGUAAGAUACAAGGGCUGCUAAUAGGAAAUAGACACCUCCAGAGUGUUGUAGGUUUCACCGUGUCAGCUGAGGUGAGGGGAGACAACUAGAAGUGUGGAAUCUAUUUAGCAGUGUUACUCAUUCCAUCAAUAAUCUCGUCACUGACAAUGUUUCCACAGCUGCGUCUCUGUAGCCUGAUCUUCAGCACUGCAGAAAACCAGGGCUGAUUUGUUCAAUGUCAGAUUAGGCAAUUAACCAGCCAUUGUUGCUAAUUCUAUUUUUGUGAAAUGUUUGAAAAUUUGCAGUCAUAUUUGUGUUUAUUGUUGAGUUUUUCAAAGUUUGGUUAGCUUAAUGACAACUUAACGAAAAAAUCUGUCUAAUGUAUGUCAUAAUUAUCUAUAUUCAAAACUUCAUUUGUGUCUUAAGUGAUUUAAAAUUACAAUCUGUAGAUAGGAAAUACAAAAUGAAUAAAUAAAUAAAUAUAUUUUCAAACAUUUUUGUAUAUAACAUAUUUUUCUUAAAUUUUAUUAAUGACCCGUUAAGCCAGUCAGGCUUUGAACAUCUUGACUCAGCUGAAGAACAUGUUUCGUGGUGAAUGAUGUAAUGUGAAAGUUUGAAUUCAAGCUCAGUCAUCAGUUUAUGAUGAUGAUGUUUUAACCUGCUAAUGAUAUGUUAUACAUCUAAUACCCACAUUCUGAACUUAAUAUUAAGAAGUUCGUGUUUUUAAAAUUUCUCUAUAGAAUUAUGAAGCUUUUAUUAAACCUGUAUUUUUACUGACUCUGCUGGACAUUAGACGGCUUGACUAGUCAACCUUCAGUUACGUUUCUAUUUAUUUACCUCUGUUACAUUGUUUUUGAAACAUAAUGUGAGCUAUGCAAAGUUAUUUAUUUUCAUUACUUUUUGUAUCAAUAAAUGAAAUAAUAUAUGUAG